Molecule: messenger RNA, 1818 nt
Organism: Closterium sp. NIES-65
Lineage: Eukaryota; Viridiplantae; Streptophyta; Zygnematophyceae; Desmidiales; Closteriaceae
Source: the annotation of a GenBank genome assembly
AUGGACGUGGACGUGGACGUGGACGUGGACGUGGACGUGGACGUGGACGUGGACGUGGACAUGGACGUGGACGUGGACGUGGACGUGGAAAUGGACGUGGACGUGGACGUAGACGUGGACGUGGACAUGGACGUGGACGUAGACGUGGACGUAGACGUGGACGUGGACAUGGACGUGGACGUGGACAUGGACGUCGAGGACGUGGACGUGGACGUGGACGUGGACGUGGACGUGGAGAACUUGGACGUGGACAUGGACGUGAACGUGGACGUGGACGUAGACGUGGAGGACUUGGACGUGGACAUGGACGUGGACAUGGAGUGGACGUGGAUGGGACGUGGACUGGACGUGGACGUGGCCAUGGACGUGGACGUGGACGUGGACGUGGACGUGGACGUGGACGUAGACGUGGACGUGGACGUGGAGGACGUGGACGUGGACGUGGACGUGGAGAACUUGGACGUGGACGUGGACGUGAACGUGGACGUGGACGUGGAUGUGGAGGACUUGGACGUGGACAUGGACGUGGACGUGGACGUGGACAUGGACGUGGACGUGGACGUGGACGUGGACGUGGACGUGGACGUGGAGUGGACGUGGAUGGACGUGGACGUGGACGUGGACGUGGACGUGGAUGUGGACGUGGACGUGGACGUGGACGUGGACGUGGACCUGGACGUGGACGUGGACGUGGACGUGGACGUGGACGUGGACGUAGACGUAGACGUGGACGUAGACGUGGACGUGGACGUGGACGUGGACGUGGACGUGGACGUGGAGGACGUGGACGUGGACGUGGACGUGGACGUGGACGUGGACGUGGAGAACUUGGACGUGGACAUGGACGUGAACGUGGACGUGGACGUGGACGUGGAGGACUUGGACGUGGACAUGGACGACGUGGACGUGGACGUGGACGUGGACGUGGAGGACGUGGACGUGGACGUGGACGUGGAGAACUUGGACGUGGACAUGGAGGACUUGGACGUGGACAUGGACGUGGACAUGGACGUGGACAUGGACGUGGACGUGGACGUGGACGUGGACGUGGACGUGGACAUGGACGUGGACGUGGACGUGGACGUGGACGUGGACGUGGACGUGGACAUGGACCUGGACAUGGACGUGGACGUGGACGUGGACGUGGACAUGGACGUGGACGUGGACAUGGUCGUGGACGUGGACGUGGACGUGGACGUGGACAUGGACGUGGACGUGGACGUGGACGUGGACGUGGACGUGGACGUGGACAUGGACGUGGACAUGGACGUGGACGUGGACGUGGACAUGGACGUGGACGUGGACGUGGACGUGGACGUGGAGGACGUGGACGUGGACGUGGACGUGGACGUGGACGUGGAGAACUUGGACUUGGACAUGGACGUGAACGUGGACGUGGACGUGGACGUGGAGGACUUGGACGUGGACAUGGACGUGGACGUGGACGUGGACGUGGACGUGGACGUGGAGGACGUGGACGUGGACGUGGACGACGUGGACGUGGACGUGGACGUGGACGUGGACGUGGAGGACGUGGACGUGGAAAACUUGGACGUGGACAUGGACGUGAACGUGGACGUGGACGUGGACGUGGAGGACUUGGACGUGGACAUGGACGUGGACGUGGACGUGGACAUUGACGUGGACGUGGACGUGGACGUGGACGUGGACGUGGACGUGGACAUGGACGUGGACGUGGACGUGGACGUGGACGUGGACGUGGACAUGGACGUGGACGUGGACAUGGUCGUGGACGUGGACGUGGACGUGGACGUGGACGUGGACAUGAACGUGGACGUGAACAAGACGUGGACGUGA